Messenger RNA from Grammomys surdaster, 1456 nucleotides. RefSeq names its product calbindin 2 (gene Calb2). The record is from RefSeq and is a predicted model, not a curated record. Gene Ontology annotation, cellular component: terminal bouton; synapse; dendrite. The transcript is spliced from 11 exons. NCBI's taxonomy places the organism in Eukaryota, Metazoa, Chordata, Mammalia, Rodentia, Muridae. Bases 64 to 876 code for a protein of 270 amino acids. Gene Ontology annotation, molecular function: calcium ion binding. Gene Ontology annotation, biological process: regulation of long-term synaptic potentiation; regulation of presynaptic cytosolic calcium ion concentration.
ACCAGAGCCAAGCGGCACCGAGUGACAGCGCUGAGAGGCUUAAGAUCUCCGGAGCGGCUCGCCAUGGCUGGCCCGCAGCAGCAGCCCCCUUACCUGCACCUGGCCGAGCUGACUGCAUCCCAGUUCCUGGAAAUCUGGAAGCACUUUGAUGCUGACGGAAAUGGGUACAUUGAAGGUAAAGAGCUAGAAAACUUCUUCCAAGAGCUGGAGAAGGCAAGGAAAGGUUCUGGCAUGAUGUCCAAGAGCGAUAAUUUUGGAGAGAAGAUGAAGGAGUUCAUGCAGAAGUAUGAUAAGAACUCAGAUGGGAAAAUUGAGAUGGCUGAGCUGGCGCAAAUCCUGCCGACCGAAGAGAAUUUCCUUCUGUGCUUCAGACAGCACGUGGGCUCCAGCGCCGAGUUUAUGGAGGCUUGGCGGAAGUAUGACACAGACAGAAGUGGCUACAUCGAAGCGAAUGAGCUCAAGGGAUUCCUGUCCGACCUCCUGAAGAAGGCCAACCGGCCGUAUGAUGAACCUAAGCUCCAGGAGUACACCCAAACCAUACUACGAAUGUUUGACUUAAACGGAGAUGGUAAAUUGGGCCUCUCAGAGAUGUCUAGACUCUUGCCUGUACAAGAAAACUUCCUCCUGAAAUUUCAGGGUAUGAAGCUGACCUCAGAAGAGUUCAAUGCCAUCUUCACAUUUUAUGACAAGGACGGAAGCGGCUACAUUGAUGAGAAUGAGCUGGAUGCCCUCCUGAAGGAUCUGUAUGAGAAGAACAAGAAGAUGAACAUCCAACAGCUCACCACCUACAGGAAGAGUGUCAUGUCCUUGGCUGAGGCUGGGAAGCUCUACAGGAAGGACCUGGAGAUUGUGCUCUGCAGUGAGCCCCCCAUGUAAAGGGGUGAAGGGACAGGGACUGCCUCUGCCCCUCCCUUAAACCCUGCCCCUGCUGUCCUGACUCUCUUGACACUCCUUCCCAGACCUCCCCACCCCCUGCAACCUGCACACACCAGCCUGUGGAGCGGGAAAGGAGCGAUGGAGAGAGGGCGGCUGGUAGCAUUCCUUUGAGUUGCACCAGCCCAACCCUGGCCUGAUGGACGGGUGUCCCUGCGGUGGGUCACCAACCACGUGGAUGGUGGGUGGGGCACAGGUGGAGCUUCCCUAGUCUCGUCAUGCAUGAUCUCCUUCGCUGUAUGAUUUGGGCUUCUGAGUCCCACAGAGUGGACUCCUUCCUCUUGCUACGCCACCCCCUCUUUCUCCCCAGGCUACCACUGACCCCGAGUUUCCAGGUUCUGCCCACCAGCUUGCUAAUGAUAUAGCUGUCUUCUCAGAGCUACUGUGGAGGGUGACGACCCUCUUCUUGUGUUCUUGACUUGUCUGUUCCUUUUAAUCUUUGGGUUUCCCUGUCUUCUUGUUUACCAAAGAAGAGUUUACAGAGAAUAAAGUGGAAAUGUUCUGCCGUGGACACUCAUCCAUU